AUGGAGCCUCAGCUGAAGCAGAUGCUCGUGCAAGGGGGGCUGGACCACGCCAUCCAGGGCUUUGUAGAAGGCGGCGUCACCACGGUGCAGCAGCUGAAGCAGCUCACCAUGCAGGACUACCACUCCGUCGGCGUCAUCGUGAUGACAGACCGCCGAAAGCUGUUUGAGCUCAUCCAGUUUCUGAAGCGCGGUCAGGCUAACGGUGGGUCUGCCGUGGGCGUCCCUGCCGUGUCCGCCAAGUCGCCCCCACCGGUCAGCAGCGAGCCGGCCGCACGUGCGCAGCCUCCUUCCCACGCACCGGCGGUUCCGGCACGCAUCCCAACUCCGGUGCGACGAGCCGCGGCGGCCCAAGAGGCCCCACCGCCGCCGCAGCAGCAACAACAAACUCCGCCGCAGCAGCUCUUCCAGCGUCGAGAGCGGGAGAAGGCGGCGGAGCAGCCCCGACCCGCCUCCACCCAGCGCCGCGAUCCUAACAGCAACGACGGUGACGCGGCCCGCCGGCCGGCGGUCAGCACGAAGCCCGUCUCGCGCCCACCGAGCCGCGUUGGGGCCUCCUCGCCGUCCCCUUUCGCACGGCGGCAGGCGACGGAGGGCAGCGGCAGCAGCAACGGUGCAGCUGGUCGUCGCCGUGGCAGCCGCAUCACCGUCGUGAUACGCAAGCGCCCGUUAAACGCCAACGAGCAGGCGGAUGGCCUCUACGACAUCCUCGCGACGGACCCCGAGAACAACCACACCAUCACCCUGCUGGAGCCGCGUCAGAAGGUGGACCUGACGCGCUACAUCGAGAAGCACCGCUUCACCUACGAUGUCGUGAUGGACGACCGCAAGAGCAACCGCGACGUCUACGAGGAGGCCUGCAGGCCGCUGAUUGAGACGGUGUUUGAGGGCGGAUGUGCGACCUGCUUUGCCUACGGCCAAACCGGCAGCGGCAAGACCUACACGAUGCUGGGCAAGGAUCACCAGGAGGGGGUGUAUCUGAUGGCGGCCAAGGACCUCUGGUCGCGGCUGAACCCCGGACACGGCAUCAACGUUUCCUUCUUUGAGAUUUACGGCGGCAAACUGUACGACCUGCUCAAUGAGCGGGAGCGUCUGGCCUGCCGCGAGGAUAGCCGCGGCGUGAUCAACGUGUGCGGCCUCACCGAGCACCGCGUCGACAGCACCCAACACCUAAUGGAGAUUAUCGACUAUGGUAACACGAUUCGCGCGGCCGGCUCGACCGGCAUGAACGCAGAUUCCUCCCGCUCGCACGCGAUUCUGCACAUCACCAUCGUCAACGAGAAGAACCGCUUCUUUGGGCGCUUCACCUUCAUAGACCUGGCCGGCAGCGAGCGAGGCGCGGACACGCUGGAUAGCGACCGCAGCACCCGGUUGGAGGGUGCGGAGAUCAACAAGUCGCUCUUUGCGCUGAAGGAGUGCAUCCGCGCGUUAGACCAAAACCACCGCCACAUCCCGUUUCGUGGGUCGAAGCUGACGGCGGUGCUGCGCGACUGUUUUACUGGGAACAGCCGGACGGUGAUGAUCGGCAACAUCAGCCCAGCGAGUGGGAGCUGCGAGCACACGCUGAACACGCUGCGCUACGCCGACCGCGUGAAGGAGCUGAAGAAGGACAAGUCAGCGCACAGCGCGGCGGAGGAAAUCAUGAUGGGUCAGAUGCCAACGGAACACAUCGAGACGAUCGGCAUCUCUGGCAGUUUUGCGCAGCGUCGCGCCAAGGAACGGGUCGCAACCAGCUCGCGCUCGUCCAGCCAAACCCGCACCCGCGAGCCGGGCACACCGAGCAGCAAGCUCGGUAAUAGCUUCCAGAAGCCGAACGACGACAGCUACGACAACACGUUACGCUCCAACCGCAGCUUUGGCUCUCGCCCGGUCUCCUCGAACUCACCGCAGCAGAAGCCGUACUACCGCGCCACCCCGACGCACAGCCGUGUGAACAGCGGCUACUCCUCUGCGGUUCCAACCCCGAUGGCGGACGCCUCGCCGUACGACAGCGGAGACAGCCUCGACAUCGAGGAGGACAACUUGAUUCUCGCGCACCGCCACCACAUCGACUCGAUGAUGGAGCUGCUGAAGGACGAAAUGACGCAGCUCAACGCCGCGGAGAACCCGGACAAUUCGAUGACGACGUACUGCCGCUCCGUAGAUCGCAUUCUCUCCUCGCAGGUGCGUCGCAUCGAGGAGCUGCGUCAACGGAUCGAGAAGUACAGCCGCCACGCGGACACACGUGGUCGUCGGUAG
Messenger RNA from Leptomonas pyrrhocoris, 2235 nucleotides. Its product is annotated as putative MCAK-like kinesin. The record is from RefSeq and is a predicted model, not a curated record. Gene Ontology annotation, biological process: microtubule-based movement. Gene Ontology annotation, molecular function: microtubule motor activity; microtubule binding; ATP binding. The transcript has a single exon. NCBI's taxonomy places the organism in Eukaryota, Euglenozoa, Kinetoplastea, Trypanosomatida, Trypanosomatidae. The coding region runs from base 1 to 2235 and encodes 744 amino acids.